Messenger RNA from Fimicolochytrium jonesii, 2460 nucleotides. RefSeq names its product kinase-like domain-containing protein. Gene Ontology annotation, cellular component: peroxisome; membrane; phosphatidylinositol 3-kinase complex, class III, type I. The transcript is spliced from 19 exons. The coding region runs from base 1 to 2460 and encodes 819 amino acids. Gene Ontology annotation, molecular function: 1-phosphatidylinositol-3-kinase activity. The record is from RefSeq and is a predicted model, not a curated record. NCBI's taxonomy places the organism in Eukaryota, Fungi, Chytridiomycota, Chytridiomycetes, Spizellomycetales, Powellomycetaceae. Gene Ontology annotation, biological process: phosphatidylinositol-3-phosphate biosynthetic process; autophagosome assembly; autophagy of peroxisome.
AUGGAACCCAGAGCGCAGAUAAAGGACUUUUCUUAUUGCUUGACGCCCGACUUAGACUUGCUGCUGCGAGUGAAAGUAUCAUCCUUGGAGGGCCGGCCACCCGAGCAUAGCUUCCUCGAACAAAUACAGGACCCUUAUCUAAGGUCGACCACAGGAACGAGUGCGCUUUCAGAUAUAUACGUAACAUGUCAACUAUUCGCCGACAACAAGCCGAUGACGUUGCCUAUGCGAACGGCCCAUCACUCAUUUACGAAUCACUGGACAUGGAACGAGUGCUUGACUAUUCCCAUCAAAUAUCGCGACAUUCCACUAGGCUCGCAACUGGCAUUCACGGUAUGGGAAGCAUACGCCCCGCGGAAGGCUAUACCAGUAGGCGGAGCGACGUUUAAGCUCUUUGGGAAGUACAAUACGCUAAGAAAGGGAAAGCAUAAGCUGUACAUGUGGCCCUGGACAGAGGCGGAUGGUCAGGAUGCAUCGAGCACGCCCAGUGACGCAGUUCAUGAGGGAGAUAUGGAUAGGAUUGAGAAGCUCAUGCGAAAGUAUGAAAGGGGAGAUAUGACGCGGCUCGACUGGCUGGACCACUUAACGUUUCGCGAAAUCGAGAGCAUCAAUAAGAAUGAGACCUCGAAGACAAAGCAUCUCUUCCUUUUUAUUGAUCUGCCACAAUUUGACUUUCCGCUGGUGUACGGCGAAAAGGAAUACCGCCUUCCCGUACCGCUCGCCCGUACCGUCGAAACCGAUCUACAGAUCAUCCCGGACCCCGAAGCCGCGCGAGAUAACCCGGUGGAGAACAAGCACAGGAAACUGGCCCGAAGCCAUCGCAACGGGCCUCUGGAUCGGGAUCUGAAGCCAAAUGCAAAGAUUCGCGAUGAGCUGAAUAAACUGCUUAGGUAUCCACCCUCCCAGACUCUGACGACGGAAGAAAAGGACCUUCUUUGGAAGUUUCGGUUUUAUCUGACAAGGGACAAGAAGGCGCUCACAAAAUUCCUUAAAUGCGUUGUGUGGACCGACCCAGUGGAAGCCAAGCAGGCUUCUGAGCUAUUGCAUGUCUGGGUCAACAUCGAUGUCGAGGACGCGCUGGAGCUGCUUGGCCCGACCUUUGAGAAUAACAAUGUCCGUGCCUACGCAGUUCUGCAGUUGCGGAAGGCGGAUGAUGAGGAUUUGCAACUCUUCCUUCUCCAACUCGUCCAAGCAUUAAAGUUUGAAGGCAUCGUGGAUAAGACAACAUUACAGAAUUCGCCAUUAGCCGAGUUCCUCAUCGAUAGAGCCAUCAAGAAUCCGAUCCUCGGCAACUACUUUUAUUGGUAUCUCAUGGUAGAGUGUGAAGAAAAACAAUGGCGAUCGAUGUAUGCCAAAGUGGCCUAUUACUUCAUGGAGACGAUGGUGCAAGUCCCUGAUGGGGUUGCCCGGAGAAAGACGUUGGAAAGGCAGGCUAAGCUGAUGGAGAUACUGUUGGAUCUCUCAAAGGCGGCGCGGUCGAAGGAGGCUCGGCCCAAGAAGGUUGAGACGUUGCGGAAUAUCUUGGCAGAUCCGAAGAAAGGGCUGUUAUCUUUCCCGCCUUUGCCGCUCCCGUUGGAUGCCCAAGUCCAAGUCAUUGGCAUCAUGCCUGACAAGGCGAACAUUUUCAAGAGCGCUCUGCAACCACUUCGCCUCACAUUCUCCUGUGUGGAUGGAGGAGAGUACACGAUCAUCUUCAAAACAGGAGAUGACCUGCGACAAGAUCAGCUAGUGGUCCAGAUCAUCACCUUGAUGGAUAAACUGCUGAGGAAGGAGAACCUGGAUCUGAAGCUCACGCCGUAUAAGGUCCUUGCGACGGGGUCUGAUCACGGCAUGGUGCAAUUCAUUCCCUCCCUCCCACUGGCGGCUAUCCUAGGGGAGUACGGUGGGACGCUCCUCAACUACCUGCGCGAGAAUAACCGCGGAGAUGCGGCCAAGCCCGCCAGCAUACCGCCAAUUGUUAUGGACACGUACAUUAGGAGUACCGCCGGCUACUGCGUGAUCACCUACCUACUCGGAGUAGGCGACCGGCACCUGGACAAUCUGCUUCUGACCGUAGGCGGCAACCUCUUCCACAUCGAUUUCGGCUUCAUCCUCGGCCGCGACCCCAAACCCUUCCCGCCGCCCAUGAAGCUCUCCCGCGAGAUGGUCGAAGCCCUCGGCGGUACCUCCUCACCAUCCUACCAGAAGUUUAAAGCGUACUGCUACGUCGCCUUCAACAUCCUCCGGAAGAACGCCAAUCUGAUCCUGAACUUGUUUUCGCUGAUGGUCAAUGCGAACGUGCCUGAUAUUGCGAUUGAGCCGGAUAAGGCGGUUUUGAAGGUCCAAGAGAGGUUCAUGUUGGAUUUGACAGACGAGGAAGCGAUACAGCACUUCCAGACGCUCAUAAACGAGAGCAUGGGGGCCAUGUUUCCCCAAGUCAUGGAGAAGAUUCAUCAAGUAGCGCAGCUUCUUCGCAGCUAG